GUGGACAGAGUGUGCACUGUCUUGAAUACAAAAGGACAUCUUCACAGGUUCAGCACAGGCACGCUGCUGUUUUUGCGGGAUACUUUUUCUUGCGACUGCCAGCCUCAGGUAUGAAGGCCUGCUUAGUAUUCCUUUGCUUACUGGCAGCAACAUUUGCUCUGUCUGUGAAAAGUAAACCUCAUGGAAAGCAUCAUGGGUUGCAUAAGAGUUUGCACACAACCAAAGAAAAGGAUGCUAUCACAGUGGAAGCCAAUAAGCCAAAGAUCUUACCCACUCUAGUCACAUUUGAGGCCAGCAGCCAGGAGCAGGAAGAUGAGGAACUGAGUUCCGAAGACAACGCUAACAAGGAAGAUGGAGAGAGGGCUGAAAAGCGAGAGAAAAGCACUGCAGUUCUGUUGAGUGAAGAAGAACUGGUAGACCUCCUGACGAAAGAGGCUGAAGAGGAAGAUGAAGCUGAAGUAAGAGAGCUGGAGGAGGAAGAAGUAGAAGCUGACAAAGCCAAGGUUGAGUCUAGUGAGGUGGUUGAGGUCGCUGAGGAUCAGGAGAAGUUGGAUGAGAAUUCAGAGACAAAGAAACAUUUGCUGGAUGAGGAAGAAGCGAAAGAAGACAGUGUGGAAGAUGUGAUAGAGGAGAAGGUGCAGAAGAUGACUCAUUCAGAAAGGAAGGAAGAGCCUACUGAAGCACUGCUAGAGGAAGAUGGCAGCACAGAAUCAGUGAUUCCAAUCAAUCUGGACUAUGCUGCUGAUAGUAGCCUCCUACAACCUCUACAGACUGCAUCAGCUAACGACAAAACCCACUCUGAUGACGCCAAGCCUACUUCAAAAACAGACAUCAGAGAGAAAGAAACCAGUGAGAAAGAAAUGGCCAAUAUCGCUGAUGACUAUGAACAAGGCAUGCAAAACACAGAGGCAGCACACAGUGAGGAGGUGUCUGAUCAGACACAGGACAAAGAUUCCUCAGACGAAGACGUAAGCGCCAAGAAAGAACCUGAAGCAAAUGUGGAUCAUCCAGAGCCAAAGGGCGAUGCAGAGCUUGAAUUGAGGGCUACUCUAUCUGGAAAGGAGGGAGAGAAGAGUAAGAAUGUGGGUGGAAGUCACACUAAGGGGAAAACGAGGAAGCAAAAGAAAAACCAAAGGUCAAGGAAGCACUCUCCGGACAGGGAGGAAACACAACCCGGACAAGAAGAGGGCCGACAGGAUCCUGAGUCUGAGAGCAGCAGCACUGACAAUACAGACCAAAAGACAAAGAGGAGAAGGGCAGGAAAAUGGGGUCCUUUAGUUGGUGUGAAUCCGGUGCAGAUAAGAGCCGCAGCCGAACUGUACCCAAGGUCCAGGCCCUCUCUUGGUGGAGACAUACAACUCCCAGAAACCCCUACUGAUCCAUGUGAAAACUUCCGUUGCAAACGUGGAAAAACAUGCAAACUUGAUGCGGACAAUAAGCCAGGGUGUGUGUGUCAAGAACCGUCAGAGUGCCCUCCCAGUGUGAAUGAGUUUGACUAUGUUUGUGGGACAGACAACAAAACCUAUGACACAUCAUGUGAACUCUUUGCUACUAAAUGCAACUUAGAGGGCACUAAGAAAGGACACAGACUUCACCUAGACUACACUGGACCAUGCAAAUUGAUACCUCCAUGUGUGGACACUGAGCGGGUGCAGUUUCCUCUACGAAUGAGAGAUUGGCUCAAAAACGUGCUGCUCCAGCUCUACGAACAUGACUCCAUAACUCCUGGCUUUCUCACUCCUAAACAGCGUUUCAGAGUGAAGAAAAUCUUUGAGAGUGAGAGGCGCCUUCAUGCAGGCAAUCACUCUGUUGAGCUUCUCGCACAGGACUUUGAGAAGAACUAUAACAUGUACAUCUACCCAGUACACUGGCAGUUUGCUCAGCUGGACCAGCACCCAUCUGAUAGGUUUUUGUCCCACUCAGAGCUGGCCCCGCUCAGGGUCCCCCUGGUGCCAAUGGAGCACUGCACCUCUCGCUUCUUUCAGGAGUGCGAUGCUGACAAAGACAAACUGGUAUCAUUUAAGGAGUGGAUCACCUGUUUUGAUAUCAGGAAUGAGGACAUGGAUGCCAACCUGCUUUUCUGAGCUUCACUUUGUUCCUCAUCUACUACAUAAGCUUGCAAAAGCUGCUCCAGUGUUGUAGCUUGAACAUCUGGCUGUUGAAGUUCUGUCUAUUCAAAAUGAUACAGUACACACUCUGACAAGUACAGAUGAAACAAACCCAUGUUACCUCCCGCUAUAAACAAAGCUUUGUGUAAGGCUAAGCAUGGACAUUUAAAUCACUGAUCUGUAAUUUAGACUGAGCUGCUAGAACCGUCUAUUAGAAGAAAGAAGUAGUUAUUUUUUUGCUGGCUGCGUUCAAAAUCUUUACUACAAUGCACUCCAAACUGGGGCAAAGUUAUUGCAGCUUGAUGGUAGAAAAAACACUGUGCAGUACACAGUGCCAGGUAGUACCACAAUUAGUAGCAGACAAUUGCAGAUUCCUGUUUGAUACUAGCAAAUGUAAAAUAGCACCUGUAUUGGCUAACUUAGUAGCAAAUGUGUACAUGUUUGUCCUCAUAUAUUAUGUUUCCUUACACUGCUAACUAAAGGCAAUAGACAGCAAAGAAGUUCACAAUUUCAGAAUAUUUCAAUAAACUCUGUUGCUUAUUGAUGUUUGUGCUGAAAUAAAGUCUCCUACAAAAAGA
This is a messenger RNA of Neolamprologus brichardi, 2686 nucleotides long. RefSeq lists its product as uncharacterized. The record is from RefSeq and is a predicted model, not a curated record. Gene Ontology annotation, biological process: anatomical structure development. Gene Ontology annotation, molecular function: protein binding; extracellular matrix binding; collagen binding. Lineage: Eukaryota; Metazoa; Chordata; Actinopteri; Cichliformes; Cichlidae.